Pararge aegeria (speckled wood butterfly) is the source of this 464-nucleotide messenger RNA. RefSeq lists its product as uncharacterized. The transcript has 4 exons. Lineage: Eukaryota; Metazoa; Arthropoda; Insecta; Lepidoptera; Nymphalidae. The record is from RefSeq and is a predicted model, not a curated record. Bases 54 to 419 code for a protein of 121 amino acids.
CGGCUUUAAUACUUUAAAACAUAAGUAAUAUCGGCGCUGAAAAAAUAAAAACAAUGAAUUCAAUAGUUUUUGUUGUAUUCGUUGUAAUAUUCUGUGCUGUUCAAAGUAAGCCUUUGGAGGAAACUGAAAUUGAACCUUCUUUGGUGGCAGUUCCAGAGCAUCGGCUUUUCAAAAGGUUUAUAAACCCAUCGAUGACUUCGGGCGGGUUUACUAGCAACGAUUUUUCAAAAAUAAGAGCUAAAAGAAAUUUAGAAGAAGAAUGCGAGAAGCUGGAAUUGUGCAAGCUGCACGCUCGAUCCAAUCGGAACUUCAUAGCAGCUUUUGAAUUGUACUUUGUCAACAAAGAGAACGCUCGUCUCUGGGAUCAUCGCGCGCAUUCGUUGUCCGAAUGUGCACAAAGGUAUAGCUGCGACAGAUAACCUAAGAUUUACUACGAACCAAUAAAGAUUCUCAAAAUCCGCCAA